Molecule: messenger RNA, 5830 nt
Organism: Manis pentadactyla (Chinese pangolin)
Lineage: Eukaryota; Metazoa; Chordata; Mammalia; Pholidota; Manidae
Gene: GLP1R
Product: glucagon like peptide 1 receptor
Exons: 14
Coding region: 181-1626 (481 amino acids)
Biological process (GO): cell surface receptor signaling pathway; adenylate cyclase-activating G protein-coupled receptor signaling pathway
Cellular component (GO): plasma membrane
Molecular function (GO): peptide hormone binding; glucagon receptor activity
Source: RefSeq, a predicted model, not a curated record
AGGACGGGCCCAGAGGCGCCUUCGCCUGCCGGGGCGGAAGACCCGGGACCCCGCCCGCCCUUCCCGCGGGCGGGGCGGCCCCCGCGCCGGCUCCUCCCCCGGCGCCGGCGCCCGCCCGGGACCAGUCGCCGAGCGCGGUGCCGCAGGUGGCAGCGAUGGCCCGGUUCUGAGCGCCCCGCCAUGGCCGGUGCCCCCGGCCCGCUCCCCCUCGCGCUCCUGCUGCUCGGGGCGGUGGGCAGGGCCGGCCCCCGCCCCCAGGGUGCCUCUGUAUCCCUCUCAGAGACGGUGCAGAAAUGGCGAGAAUACCGACGCCAGUGCCAGCGCUUCCUGACUGAGGCUCCACCCCCAGCCACAGGCCUGUUCUGCAACCGGACCUUUGACGACUAUGUCUGCUGGCCAGAUGGGCUGCCUGGCUCCUUCGUGAAUGUCAGCUGCCCCUGGUACCUGCCCUGGGCCAGCAGUGUGCUGCAGGGUCAUGUGUACCGGUUCUGCACCGCUGAUGGCCUGUGGCUGCACCAGGACAACUCCAGCAUGCCCUGGAGGAACCUGUCCGAGUGUGAGGAGUCCAAGCGAGGGGAGAGAAGCUUCCCGGAGGAGCAGCUGCUGUCACUGUCCGUCAUCUACACGGUGGGCUAUGCUCUCUCCUUCUCUGCCCUGGUCAUCGCCUCGGCCAUCCUCCUGAGCUUCAGAUCUCCAGAGAGCCCACGCCGUCGACAGGCUGAGCACACAGGAUGCGACGCUGUACACCUGCGCUGCACCCGAAACUACAUCCACCUGAACCUGUUUUUAUCCUUCAUCCUCCGAGCACUGUCGGUCUUCAUCAAGGACGCGGCCCUCAAAUGGAUGUAUAGCACGGCCGCCCAGCAGCACCAGUGGGAUGGGCUCCUCUCCUACCAGGACUCUCUGGGCUGCCGCCUGGUGUUCCUGCUCAUGCAGUACUGCGUGGCGGCCAACUACUACUGGCUCCUGGUGGAGGGCGUGUACCUGUACACGCUGCUGGCCCUGUCAGUCUUCUCUGAGCAGCGCGUCUUCAGGCGCUAUCUGAGCAUAGGCUGGGGUGUCCCCCUGCUGUUUGUUGUCCCCUGGGGCAUUGUCAAGCACCUCUAUGAGGACGAAGGCUGCUGGACCAGGAACUCAAACAUGAACAUCUGGCUCAUUAUCCGGCUGCCCAUUCUCUUUGCCAUUGGGAUGAACUUCCUCAUCUUUGUCCGGGUCAUCUGCAUCGUGGUGUCCAAACUGAAAGCCAAUCUCAUGUGCAAAACUGACAUCAAGUGCAGACUUGCCAGGUCCACACUGACGCUCAUCCCUCUGCUGGGGACCCAUGAGGUCAUCUUUGCCUUCGUGAUGGACGAGCAUGCCCGGGGGAUGCUGCGUUUCAUCAAGCUGUUCACAGAGCUCUCCUUCACUUCCUUCCAGGGGCUGAUGGUGGCCGUAUUGUACUGCUUUGUCAACAAUGAGGUCCAGACGGAGUUUCGGAGGGGCUGGGAGCGCUGGCGGCUCAAGCACUUGCACAUCCAGAGGGACAGCAGCAUGAAGCCCCUCAAGUGUCCCACCAGCAGCCUGAGCAGCGGGGGCCCGGUGGGCAGCAGCGUGUAUGCGGCCACCUGCCAGAUCUCCUGCAGCUAGGACUCCAGCUCCCGCCCCCCUUGGUCUCUCUGCUGGUUGGGUGGCCUUCCCAGGUGGGAGAAGACCCUCCUGGGGCUGGGAAGGGAGGGACAUGUGCCCACAUACAGCCCUGCUUUCUCUUCCCAAACCCAUCAGACAGGCAAAUGGGCAGUGCCUCCUGGGACCUGUGGACACAUUUUCUCGGAGGAAAAGCAGCCUGCUAAUUUGAUCACUGUGGCAGAAGGAGAGGAAAAACGAUUGCUGGUAAAAUAAGGAGGAUUUCUUCUUGUUAAGCCACAAGGCCCCUGGGCUUCCCUUCGACAGAGCAGCAAAUCAGCCCAGACUCAAACUCAAGGUCAAUGGCUUAUUAGUAGGACUGGGGCUUGCAAGGAGAGGUGGUUCUGAAAGAGACUGGCAUAACUGCAGCCAAACACAGCUUAGGUAAUGCGAGCCAGCCUGCUUGCCUCUGCUUGGGGUCGCCACCCCUGCCUGCCUCCUCAGUAAGGGGCACUGCUCCUUGUGAGGGCAGCUUGUUUCCCUCAUCUUGCUGCCUCAUCUACCACCACCAGCUUCUCUUUGGGGCCUUUGGCCACUGUCUGCAACUGUUUCUAGAAUGGCUGUAGGUGGGACUAAGAAUGAAUGCUGAGAAGGCGCCUGAAGGUUUCCGCUGCCAGUGCCCGCUUCUCCCCGAGUAUUGGGCUCGCUCUGGUGGCUGCUCCUACUAUUCCCAGGGAACCGGGGCAGGCUCACUGCCAAGGAGUCCAGCCCUGGGGUAUGAGCUCUGGAUUCUGGAGAUGCACCCAAAUCCUCUUGGGCUCACCUAGGGAGCCUUAGGAAUGCCCACAGUGUAAGCAUAGAUUACCUGCCCCUUCUGGGAACCCAGAGGGCAGAGAGAGCUUUGCCUCCACCUCUGCAUGGAAAUACUUUUCUUUGUGACCAGAUUAUGUAUCUUGCAUGGGAGUUUUGGUACGCCCUCUAGUUCUAGGUCACUAAGAAGACUCUUCCGGGGACACUACCAAGUUGCCAUUGUUACCUUGGAGCGAGACUUCCCCUGCCCUUGGUUUCUUCCCUGUGAAAUAUCCUCACUUGGGAGCAUGUAUAUACUUUAUUCAUUUAUUGCUGUGAAUAGUCUGUAUAUGCAAAUGUGCAGUUCUGACUUCUCCCACCUGAUGGAAACAAGAGCUAAAUCAUUAUGGUGGUUGUGGUGUUGUUUUGGGGAAGUGGGGCAGUGAUCGAUUUGACAUACCACACUUUGAGCUAAUUAAUGUUUGCCCUGCCUCUGUUCUCAUCCCGAGAAUAAUGAGCAGCAGAGAGGCUAGCUGGGGGAAACUGAUCAGUCCUGCUCCAGCCAUAGUGACAAAGCAGACACAUAGCAGCACUGUGGAGACCCAGAGAGGAGAGGAACAGCCAUCCCAGGGAGGCUGGCAAUUGAGUUCAUGGAUGCAAAGGAAGUUUCUAGAGCAGGAAGGAACUCUGAAGAGUCAGGACCUCCUGGGAAGGUAAAGGCUUUGCAUGAAUUCCUUUAUGAGUCCACCUCUCUCUCUCUCCUUUUUAAGUAGUGGGGGGCCCUCCCUGAAGUUUUGCACCAGACACAUUCUCCUGUGCCUCUCAAAGAGGCAUGUGAUGUGCAGGGAGAAUAAUAAUGGGACAUAAAACACAUCAAGCAGAAAAUUUCUUAUACUCCAGCUUCAGUGAAGUGUUGUGUCUAUGUUAAUAGGGAAGUUGAACCUCAGGCUAAAGAAAGGAAUUAUGUAGACUACCUCCUUGACUUAGAAAAUGCAGAGGUGGGGAACAGCGACAUUCCUGCUUCUCCAGUAUAAGGGCAGACUUCCCAGUAGGUGUCACUCAUUUGGCUUUCUCUGGAGUGGGGAGAUGAGCACCCGUGAGUUGAUGAGGGGUACAGUUCUGGAGCAAGUGUUUUGGAUAAACUGGGGAAGAUUUUGAGAAUCAUUAGUAUACUACACAGCAACAAAGAAAGAGACAGAUUACUAUAAUCUAUGAGAAGUGAAUUGUUGAGGCGGGAAUUGUGGGGAGAAAGUAUUUGGCUAGGCACCUGGGAAGCUCAGACAAUUUGGUUUAAACUGCAAGUAGAAUUUGUUUCCCAAGUGGAAUGGUGAUUCCUGUUUCCAGAGGGCUCAUCACAGCCUCAUGCCCUAAGUCUUGCUGCACUGAGGAACUUUGUCCUUCAUGGGUACAUACUAAAAACUGAAGAAAUAUUUUCUUUGCUCCAAGACCUGAACUAUUAAUAUUUAUUUGAAUGGCAGUGCACUCCCUCCAAGCUAUUCCCAAACUCUCCUAAGCUAAAUAUAGCUGUAACAGGUCUGGGAACUGUCGAAUGCAAUGUACUCCAAAAUUCCACUAGCUGUUUACAUGCCCGAUGCCGUAAGUCUGGAGCCUGCUGAGAACCCUUGUCUGCCGCUGUCUUGGGGGUAGCAAUGCUGACCAGCACAGUGUGGUGCUGUGCAUGAGAGCUGGGGCGCUAGUGAGGUCUGAUGACUGUUGCAAACAGAGGCUGACUUCAGCACUCUGGCCAGCUCCCCUGAUCUUGUUAGGGGCUCAGAGCUUGACAACCAGCCUUUGCCAUUUCAAUCUUUGGAGCAGCUAAAUCACAGAACUGAUACAAACCACUUACAUUGCAAACUUGCCUUCCCUUCAGAAAGUCUGUCUAGACUGCAGGCAUGAUUUUCAGUUGCCUCAGUUCAGUUCUCUGUGAGCUGAAGCCCACACCAGUGGAGUCAUCAGAGAUGCAGAGCAGGGGAAGACUGGAGCGCCCUCCUGCCCUCAUCUAGAGCAGUGAGGAGGGAGCCUUGCAGAGGUGAGUGGACCAAGGUCACAGUGCUAGAUGAUGGCUGAGCUGGGCUAGGAGUCAGGCUGACUCCCACCUGCCAGUUAGUGAGGCCUCUGGGAAGAACAAGUGAGAAGUAUAAAUGGCCAUUCAGAUAAAAAUGGUCAUUCUAAGUUGGCAGUGUUAUUGGAGGAAACACAUCAGCAAAGGUGGACACAUCAGAUGGGGAAGGUGCCAUCUCCCCAUUGAUUUAUAAUGCCAAGAGGGGAGGGAUGUACUUCACUGUCUCUGCUACAGUACCUCAUUCAGCCUUAAUGUUAAGAAAUGAAAUGCAUCAGAGCAUAUGUAUGCAUAGAAACAGCAAGUGACCCAUUUCGCAUAGCAAAUCCAGCACUCUUUUUCAUGGUCUGGCUUAAUGUUUUCCUGAUGCAUCUGUGCCUGAGUUGUACUGACAGCCACACAGAAUGGGCUAAAAGAACCUAAAAAAUGGUCCUGAACCUUCCCUUUGCCUCUCUAAUAUUCCCUGAAGUUCGAGGAGACUAGUAAACCGGGCAAUGUUAGCCUAGCAACGAUGGCACUCCUGCCACCAAAGGCAACCAGAGUCGUCUCCCAUCAUGCCCCGAAAGCCUCAGUCACCUCAUCAGGUUUCAGCAGCUCCUGUCUCUGUUUCCUCCCUGCCUCUCUCUUCCACAAGGGAAGAACACUGGUUGUGGGUGUGUGUCUGACCUGAGCACAGCAGCAUCAAGGAAGGAGAUGAUGAAUCCAGAAUCAUCGCACCCACCGUGAAGGUCACAGGACUGCACACCCCGGGGCGAGGGUAGGCGGGAGCCUGAGCGGUAGAUGCUUCCUCUCCAUGCACAGACAGGGCUCCCAUUAUUGCUAAUGCCUGCGACGUGCUCAGGGAAGGCAAAACAUAUUCCAAACGUUUGUUUUCGGUCCACCGAAUUGAUUCUAAUCUACAAUGCUGACCCUGCUUUUGGCUCCUACAAGGAGCCCAACUCUAAAGACCCUCAAAUUAAAUAUGUCGACUUACUCCGCUAAGACAGCUGUAUGAAUGCCAUGCUUAAUAUUCAACAGAGACCAAAUUAGUAUCAGCACGAGCCUUUGUUGCCUUUUCAUAGCUGGAGUGAGUUUCUUGAGAAAGAAAAAUGUGAGAAACCUGUGCAAACAACCUCACCAUGCUUUACAGUGUUACCUGCUGGCUCAAACCAGCUCUCUGGCCCCUGGCGGAGGGCCAUUUCAGGAAGCGUUGUUAAGCAGCACAAUUUGAAACAAUUAAUGCCACAGUGUGUCUACAGUAUCUGUAAUUACUUCUGCUCUGUCAGUGGAUACGGACUGGCAGGAAGCAGAUAAGUGGAAUUGUUUUCCCAUUAACUCCCUGAAGUCUCCUGGACUUCACCUCUAUCUGAAUCUUCCCUUCAGCCAAUUCAGCCAGUUUUU